AUGAUUCCGACUUAUAAUAAAGAUCAACAAACGUGUCGCGUAAAAACCCCUAGAUAUAACGGACAUCCCUGUUGCGGGAAACCUGAACAAUCUGUCAUGUUGUGUGGAGACAUUCACGCCCUUGAGGGAGAAGACCUUGGAAUAUUGCUACGGGAAACUCUAAAACUUUCAUUUGUACACGUACAAAAAAAAUCGCAUGUUGGCUACGCUCACGUACACACGAGCAUGCGAGUGAUUUUUUUUCACGAUUAUAAAGACAUUAUUCUUGACGGUCCUUCCAAAACCGAACUUGCCACCUUAAAAAAACCUUCUAAAAUUUCAAUUCUUGUAUGUUCCUCUACUGCAUCUGAUGCCGAGAUCAUACGUCUUAUAAUCGUAUCACUAGUAACCUCAUCAGGAUGUGGUGUAAUCGCGAGUAAUCUUUCCAUAAUAAAUACACGGUCUUGA
Funneliformis geosporum is the source of this 447-nucleotide messenger RNA. The record is from the annotation of a GenBank genome assembly. NCBI's taxonomy places the organism in Eukaryota, Fungi, Glomeromycota, Glomeromycetes, Glomerales, Glomeraceae.